Messenger RNA from Eublepharis macularius, 1107 nucleotides. RefSeq names its product pulmonary surfactant-associated protein C-like. The record is from RefSeq and is a predicted model, not a curated record. Gene Ontology annotation, cellular component: extracellular region; alveolar lamellar body. Gene Ontology annotation, biological process: respiratory gaseous exchange by respiratory system. Lineage: Eukaryota; Metazoa; Chordata; Lepidosauria; Squamata; Eublepharidae. The transcript is spliced from 6 exons. The coding region runs from base 56 to 838 and encodes 260 amino acids.
CACUUCAUUCAGAGUGGGCUGGGAGCAGAAGCAGCACAGCAGAGGUGACGGAACGAUGGAGAGAAGUGAGAAGAUGGAAGUUGUCACUAAAGAGGCACUUCUCCACCCACCACCAAUGCACCACCACGCCCUGGAUCUGGGCUGCUGCCCCUGCUGCGACUGCUGCGACUGUUGCUCCUUGCCUGACUGUUGCUCCUGCCCCAGCUGCAGAAGCUGCCCUGGCUGCUGUGGUUGCCCCAGCUGCAGCAGCUGUCCCAGCUGCUGCUGCUGCCCCAGCUGCUGCUGUCCCCCCAGUUGCAGCUGCUGCUGCCGGCUCUGCUGCUGCCUCCCAAACCUUCUGUGCAAGCUGCCCAAGUGCCCCAGCUGCCCUGUGCACAUCAAGAGGCUCUUGAUCGUCGUGGUUAUUGUUGUCCUCAUCGUGGUGAUCAUCGUGGGUGCUCUUCUGAUGGGACUGUUCAUCACCCAGACACACACUGAGACGGUUUUGCAAAUGACCAUUGAAGGGCUGGAAGGGAGACAGUCACAGCUGAACCUCUCCAUGGAUGAAGAAGUGGCCACGUUCCACGUGGAAGAUGGAAUCAAUGACCCAGCCACAGUAAUUUAUUACUUUGGCAAGCAACUGAUUGGUUACAAAUCCUGGAAUAGGAAAGCCUGCUUCGUCACCGCAAUGGACAAGGGGAACGUCCAAGGCCUAGAUACUAUUCUUAAAAAAUUCCAGACCAAGCUUCCUAUGCAGAGGGAGGAAGAGGGAACAUUCCUUCUGACCCCAGCUGAUCACUCCAUCCUGGGUGCCACAAUUAACAUCCUCUGUAGCCAUGUCCCCAUUUUCUGGGUCUAACCAGGUUCACAUGAAAGAACUAAGCCUUGGAAUUGCUCCAACAUGGAACAAGAAUGCCUCUGAGCAGCUGCUGAAGACUUCAUGGGUUUUGUUUCUGGACCUAUUACACAAAUAGCAUUAUGGUGGUCUUGCAUUUGGGCUCAGUUCAGCGUACUGAGACUGGCUUUGGGUGUUAGCAAUGAUCUGCAGAUACCGGAAAUUUGCACAAGCUGUAUUUCCUCAUAGCAUUAAUGCCUGAAGUCAGACUCAUAAAAGAAAUCUUCAGUGGG